AUGGCUGUCUUAAGGCACUUAUUUGUAGUUGUUUCUAUUGCCAUCCUUUCCUUCAUUCCUAAUGCUUGUCUUGGGGCCGACAAAAUGAAUGUCAUUGAUCAGUGUUGGAGAUUGAAUCCGAAUUGGCGAAGAAGCCGACAACAACUGGCAACUUGUUCUGUCGGGUUUGCGGGGAAAAUGACUAACAAUGUUGGAAAAGAUGUUACAUUGUAUAAGGUCACCGAUCCUAGUGACGAUCCUGUGAAUCCCAAACAAGGGACGUUAAGAUAUGGAGCCACCAUGGUCAAAGGCAAAGUUUGGAUCACUUUCAAAAGGAACAUGAAUAUCAAACUGGAGAAACCUCUUCUUAUUAGCAGCUAUACUGCCAUUGAUGGUCGCGGUGUUGAUGUCAGCAUUGAAGGCGUCGGAUGCCUCGUUGUGUACAAGGCAACCGACGUGAUCAUCCAUAGCCUGAAGAUUCACCAUUGUAAGUCACAAGGUCCUAGCUCAGUCAUGGGACCAGAUGGGAAACUAAUGCCAUUAGGUCAGAUGGAUGGGGAUGCCAUCAGGCUGGUCACUGCAUCGAAGGUUUGGAUAGACCACAAUACGUUAUAUUCAUGUCAGGAUGGUCUUCUUGAUGUCACUCGUGGAUCUACAUUUGUUACCGUCUCUAACAAUUGGUUCAGAGAUCAAGACAAGGUUAUGCUUCUUGGGCAUGAUGAUGGGUUUUUGAGGGACAAGGAAAUGAAGGUCACAGUUGCCUUUAAUCAUUUUGGACCUAAUUGCAACCAAAGAAUGCCAAGAGUUCGCCAUGGAUAUGCACACGUAGCCAACAAUCUAUACCAGGGAUGGGAACAAUAUGCAAUUGGAGGAAGCAUGAACCCUAGCAUCAAGAGUGAAUCAAACCAUUUUAUUGCACCUGUAGAAUCAGGAAAGAAGGAGGUAACAUGGAGAAAUAAUGCACAAAGCAAGCCCUGGAACUUCUACUCUGUAGGGGAUCAUUUUUCAAAUGGAGCUUCAUUUAUCCAAACCGGCCGCCGAGGUACGGCAAAGCCUAACUACAAUAAGGAGCAAACAUUCAGAGUUGGAGAUGCAAAAACUGUGCAGGCAAUGACAAGCUCAGCUGGUGCUUUAAGGUGUUCAAGAACAUUGACUUGCUGA
Molecule: messenger RNA, 1140 nt
Organism: Dovyalis caffra
Lineage: Eukaryota; Viridiplantae; Streptophyta; Magnoliopsida; Malpighiales; Salicaceae
Source: the annotation of a GenBank genome assembly